UGGAGAACGUCAUCUCGGGUGGUUGUUGCUAUUUUGGACGUCGAGGAGUAGUCGAUUGUGCUGAGUGGAUGCCGCGUCCGUGACUUGUGGAAAAAUAGAUUAGAAAAUCUCAAGAGUUUGGUGAACGAGACUUGGGAUACGCGAGCCAAUUCCCAAUUGUUGUGAGAGUUUCGGUCCCCGAGGCGGCGAGAUUUGUAGGUUUCUCUGCGAGUGAAGUGUGGAGUUUUCUGUAUCCGGAUCGAAGUGCAAAUUUCCACAAGAAUAGAUUCAUCGCUGAAGCACCGUUAGCUCAGCGCUGGGUGGUCCGUGUCUGCUUGAGGAAUACGAGUCAGUGGCUGUGAAUAUUUGCACUGCUGAGCAGUAAGUCCGGGUGUACCGUGAAGUCCCUGGUCCGCGCCUAGCCUUGGAUAGUUUUGCGUCCCGGUCGUGAGUUUUGCGUGCUGAGCGGCAGCGAAAGUGUGUGCAUUUGAAAUAAAUAGUUUUCGUUGGCAUGUAUCCAAGCCCAUCCCUUCGUGCUUUGAAUGAGUUCCCGUCACCCUGUCCACCUUGACAAUCGUGCGUGAGAUCGAUCCCACACGCCCGCCUCCCCGAGAGAAUCGCUGGCUGAAUUCGCGCAUUCCACCACGGCCCCCAACGGCUGCCUCUUGACCGGGUUUUCACCGUCAUCUGUCAAACGAAAAUCGCCAAGGGAGUCGAGUGGUUUCUAGGCUGCACCGUGCUGCAAGAGCAGGUCGUACGCCGUGAGGAGGUCAAGUGUCUGCCGGAGAACGUCCUGAUUCACUUCGCCACACAGGUCGCUGGUGAAUCCUUGCCCCCGCGGGGUUGCUGCACGGCCCAGUGUCGCCCAGCUGCCGACACUGCCGAGUGGGUGUCCGCCACGGAAUUAUUCGUGCUGAUACCCAAACAGAAUAUUCGGCGCCUCCAAACAAACAGGAGGCGCGGGAGAAGUGUGUGCGCACGUGCGGGAUUUGUUGUCUUGCAUAAAGUCUGAUGGCAAGUUGGUUGUAGCGGGCGCGAUUCCAGUGCAAUAGUUGUGAAGUGCAGUGCGUGGACGAGUGUUGUGUGCAUCAAAGGACCUUCCGCAUUCGGAGCGGUCUUAGCUACCUGUUUGUGUCGCGAGUGCCGUACGCGUUGGGAGCACGCGUCUCUGCACUGAAUGUGAAGUGCUCCCGAUUUCAGAUCCGCCUUGCAAUCGUUUAACCACGCACCGGAACGAGGCAGCAUCUCAAUCGUCUGCGAGUAGCACUAGUGCAGAAUGACGCUUGUGAUGGACCUUACCAUCAUAUACUGACCACAUCGUUCAUCACAUCCUUGAAUGGCCUGCACCAUAUAAUCCUGUACAUGUCCGUCACUUGUACAAUAAAAUCCCACGUGACUCGACUCCACCGAUUGGACCGGGAAAGGACCUUUACGAACAAACUCUUGGAUAAUUGAAAAUGUCACCAAAGACAUCGAAGAUAUCACUCACCGGAAAAGUCGGCAAAUUGACUGCAUAUCUGUGAACAAGUAAACAACCACGCCACGAGUAUCUAGAUUGGGGAAGCACGAAUAGGCCACCUCGCUAAUCAUUGGAGCCCACUUCAGUGGAAGUAACGUUCCAGCAGCGGUCGGUAGUGGCAUAUGCAGAGUAAAUUGUGUAAAUUCGGGAAGCCGUUACCUACGAGCAAGUGUAUUCAUUAUGACCGCGUAUCUCCAGGAAAGAUGAACUUUUGGUCGCAAUCUGCACGGAUAGUGUUCAUCGUGGUAUCAAGAAGCAGGCAUCCAGUCGCUCCAGAAUGAUAUAAUUCAGCUCCCAAUUAGAGAGACCAUGUAAAAUCUACGAGAUAAGAGCUAGUAGACGACCAUUUAGCGAACUGUUUGUUUAUGGCACUCUGGGUUCUUCCCAUAACCCACAAUUACUAUUUUUCCGAUUAGCUGUCUCUGACGUCACCGGGUUCGCGCUCGGCUAUCGACGCGCUCAGAUUGAUCGGCUCCAAUGUGAUAUUUUUUGUUGUAAAUUAUUAUCAAUUAUUCGUUAUUUCACGAGAUUUUUCACUUGACUGUGAGGUUAAUGCUGUAUUCAUGCAUUGUUGCGAUUAGUAGUCAUUACGAGCUGAGUAUCGUCGGAGUCACCCUUAUGAUCCGUGAAAAUAGCCCAGAGUUUGGUAUUCGACGCAAAUUGUCUUGUGAUUUCUGAGUGAUAACCCAGAGUUAAUAGAAUCCGAAAUUCGCGUGAAAAUGGUCGGCGACGCAGUUCGAUGGACCUCAAACAAAUUCAGUGAUAGUAGUUCGACAAAAUACUAUGCAAUGGCAGCCGCAGGCGAUAUCGGGAAAAGCGGAAUAACCAAAAGUAGCUGCCGAAGCACUCGGGAGGAUCUUAUCAAAGAGAAAGCAUCUCCAGGAGGUUUCGCCAAAAACGAGAGCUAUGAACAACCAGAUCAUUCCGACCAGCGAAUGGGACGGCAUCUGUUUACUAGUUUUAGGAUUUUUUUAGUAUUAAUGUCGCGAAUAUUGUCUUUUUGCCUGGCGAGUACUAAGAAGUAUGGAUCAAUGGCUUCCUCCACCGUGGCACUAACCAGCCCCCGGGUUGCGUCGAUCCGAGGGAGUGCGUAUACAUCUGCAUCCAAACAUCGGGAAUUUGGAUUUUUAGUAGUGUUUUUAGUAUAUGCGAUAAGUAGUGAAUUUGUGAUGGUUUCCGGUUACGCGACUAGUGAUUUUAGUACUAGCACGGAUAAAAAUAAAACCAUCAAUGGCGAGAAUAGUGUCUACAAUGAAUUCAGUGAUAGUGACUUGAGUGAUGGCAGCGGGCUUGGCCAUUAUACCCCAACAUGGGCGGUUCACAUACCCAAUGGCGACGUCGAUGGAAGAGCGGAUCAGGUGGCAAGGGAUCAUGGUUUUAUCAAUCUGGGAAAGAUUUUCGAAGAUCACUACCAUUUCCACCAUAACUCAGUAUCAAAGAGAUCGCUUGAUGCAUCUCAUCACCAUCAGAAGCGACUUGAAGAUGAUCAUCGGGUUCACUGGUCGAAACAACAGCGGGUCAAGUCCCGGCAGAAACGAGAUUAUAUUCGAAUGCGACCAUCGAGGACAUCUUCAGUGAGUCGAAUUGAACUGAACGAUCCAAAGUGGCCCCAAAUGUGGUACCUGAAUCGCGGCAAUGGGUUAGAUAUGAACGUGAUACCUGCCUGGGAACAAGGUAUCACAGGAAAAGGUGUUGUUGUCACUAUCCUUGAUGAUGGGCUGGAAUCCGAUCAUCCUGAUCUAGAGCAUAACUACGACCCCAAGGCAUCAUAUGACGUUAAUAGCCACGAUGAUGAUCCAAUGCCACAUUAUGACAUGACCGAUUCCAACCGGCAUGGAACCCGCUGUGCAGGUGAAGUGGCCGCAACUGCCAAUAAUUCAUUGUGUUCAGUAGGAAUAGCAUUCGGUGCUCGCGUAGGAGGCGUUCGUAUGCUUGAUGGUGAUGUAACGGACGCUGUUGAGGCGCGAUCACUCAGCCUUAAUCCUCAGCAUAUCGAUAUAUAUAGUGCAUCGUGGGGUCCUGAUGAUGACGGCAAAACCGUCGACGGACCUGGCGAGUUAGCCACUCGUGCCUUUAUAGAAGGUGUAACAAAAGGUCGCAACGGAAAAGGAAGUAUUUUCAUUUGGGCUUCGGGAAAUGGUGGUCGCGAGUUGGAUAACUGCAAUUGUGAUGGAUACACUAACUCCAUAUGGACACUCUCAAUAUCAAGCGCAACGGAAGAAGGACAUGUACCUUGGUACUCAGAAAAAUGCAGUUCCACAUUAGCAACAACCUACAGUAGUGGCGGUCAAAACGAAAAGCAAGUAGUGACCACAGACCUUCAUCAUUCAUGUACGACAUCGCAUACAGGGACAUCCGCUUCGGCACCACUAGCAGCGGGGAUAGUUGCUCUAGUCCUGGAAGCGAAUAGAAACCUGACAUGGCGUGACUUACAACACAUCGUUGUAAGAACGGCAAAGCCAGGAAACCUCAAGGACCCAACGUGGAUUAAGAAUGGAGUGGGCCGAAGAGUUAGCCAUUCAUUCGGCUAUGGAUUAAUGGAUGCUGCAGCAAUGGUCAAAGUGGCUAGGACAUGGCAAACGGUUCCGGAGCAACAGCGAUGUGAGAUAAACGCACCCCAUGUGGAACACAUGAUUCCAGCCAAACGCUACAUUACCCUUCAGCUCACGGUGAAACAUUGCAUGGGUGUCAACUUUUUGGAGCAUGUUCAGGCAAAAAUCAGCUUAACCUCGCAACGACGUGGAGACAUAGUAAUCUACUUACAAUCACCGGCUGGUACCCGUGUCACCCUUCUCACGUCCAGAGUUCAUGAUGUGUCUCGGUCAGGUUUCAACGAAUGGCCAUUCAUGUCAGUCCAUACAUGGGGAGAAGCACCCCAUGGAAAUUGGUUGUUAGAAGUGCACAACGAAGGCCGUUUCCUAGCACAAAUAACGCAAUGGGAUCUGAUUUUCUACGGAACGGAUACUCCACCACAACCAGAUGAUCCUAUUCAAAUUCGACCUGGCCAUUUUGGAUCAUAUGGUGGAGACCUAGACAAUAAUUUCCUUGAUGCAGAUCCAGAAACCAUGGGACAAUGGAGAGAUUUACACCAGAUUGGCGAAAACCAUGUUGAUGUUCAACGCACAACAAAUGACCAAACCAGUACCGCUUGUACAAAUUUCAUAGCCGAUCAGCGAUGCAUAGAAUGUCUGCCAGGUACGUUCCUUUACAAGGAUCGAUGCUGGUCCCACUGUCCUGAACAAAGUUAUAUGGUCCCCGAAAUCCCGCGCAGUCGUAACAGGAACAACGACUUCCAGCCUGACGAAAAUAUCAUCUCCGUUCGGUCAACUCUUGAUGAUCAAUAUGUGCCGAAUUCCACGCUAUUUGAUGAACCUUCUGAAAAGCGUGCCAUCAUGCCACCGAUACCGCAAAAGAGAUGUGCCCCCUGUCAUGUAUCCUGUUUAUUAUGCCGUGGUCCUGAUCCUAAUGAGUGCCUUCAGUGUCAUCCCGGGAACCAUCUCACGAUAGUCUCUGCUGAUGAGACAUACUGUUAUCCUGCCACGAAUGGAAAUAAUCUGAGCCGCGCCACAGGACAGUUGUCUUCUGGUGAAGACAUAGAUGAUGACAGCCUUCUUAAAGACCUAAGUGCCUUCUGGAGUGUCGUUGUACCAUCAAUGGUAGUCAUUGUGUUCGUCGUGGUCUUUAGCUUACUGGGAGCACAUUUGAUAUCAAGAUGGAAGAACUCAAACACUCAUUCAUAUGAGAAAGUAGCCUUUGAUGUUCCGAAUGAAGAGGUUGAAGUUGUUGGAAGCAAAGGUCCGGCAAGGACGAGUCUGGAUGGUACGAGUGGACCUGCGGAUGUCCAUAGAGUUCUUAUCGAAUCAAGUAGUGAUUCUGAUUUGUUUUGAGUUGAAGAUGAAUAACGAAGCGAAGGUGGUGAUUAUCAUUCCCAAAAUGGCUCAGCUUUCUAGCGAAGUAUUAAUAAUAUAGAUAAGUGUUUAUAUGAAUCCGUAAUAUUUGCAGCUUUUUAUUUUUCAAUUAAAAUAUGACAAUAUUAUAGUAUGUAGAUUUCGUACUACUCAAUAUAUUUUUUCAGAGAUGAAUAUACUUCCAGUAAAGUGUAAGUGCUAGACGUAGUUAAUACAGAAAGUGAAAAUAAAUUAUUUGAA
This is a messenger RNA of Hermetia illucens (black soldier fly), 5646 nucleotides long. It is a transcript of the gene Fur1, whose product is annotated as furin-like protease 1. Gene Ontology annotation, cellular component: trans-Golgi network; Golgi membrane. The record is from RefSeq and is a predicted model, not a curated record. Bases 2218 to 5385 code for a protein of 1055 amino acids. The transcript is spliced from 12 exons. Gene Ontology annotation, molecular function: serine-type endopeptidase activity. Lineage: Eukaryota; Metazoa; Arthropoda; Insecta; Diptera; Stratiomyidae. Gene Ontology annotation, biological process: peptide hormone processing.